Gongylonema pulchrum is the source of this 324-nucleotide messenger RNA. The record is from the annotation of a GenBank genome assembly. Lineage: Eukaryota; Metazoa; Nematoda; Chromadorea; Rhabditida; Gongylonematidae.
GAGCAGUGUGAAGAACUUCGAAAGGAGCUUCUGGAUUCGGGCGAUAAGCUGCUUGUGCACUGCUUUGGUGGUGACGAUUUCUACGCAACUGCUUGCAACAAUAAAUACAUUCAGGAUUGGGCGAAAAGCAUGCAAAACAAUAAAGUCAUGAUCAAGAUACCAAUGGAAUUUCCACUGACCAGUGAAGCAGUUCUUUCAAUCCCAAAAUUCGGCCUUGGCAGAAAUGUUCUUGGCGUGAUUUACAUGCAACUUCGUGAAAUGGUAGGUUUUUCUGAAAAUAUUGUAUUUGCUAAGAAAAUAUGCAAUAUUUUAGGUAGUGAAUGA